Olea europaea var. sylvestris is the source of this 1659-nucleotide messenger RNA. Its product is annotated as lanC-like protein GCL2. The transcript is spliced from 6 exons. The record is from RefSeq and is a predicted model, not a curated record. NCBI's taxonomy places the organism in Eukaryota, Viridiplantae, Streptophyta, Magnoliopsida, Lamiales, Oleaceae. Bases 104 to 1354 code for a protein of 416 amino acids. Gene Ontology annotation, cellular component: plasma membrane. Gene Ontology annotation, biological process: peptide modification; carbohydrate metabolic process.
ACGUACCAAAUCUCAGAGCUAUACGUGUCUUCAUUUUCUGCUCUAAGGUCCUUUUGAGUAAAACCUCCCAGAAACAACUGCAGAAAAUCGAUCGGGAGAUAAAAUGGCCGAUCGUUACUACCUCAAUGUAAUGCCAGACUUUGUCGCAGAAAACUCACAAAUAAUUGAAGAAAAACAGCAAGAGAUAAUUUCUCAAGGCACUCAAGAUUCGCUAUUAAAGCUCCUCUCGCUGCCUCAUUCCAUUCUCUCUGAGCAACUCAAACGCACAGCUCUUGACCUCAAAGAAACAAUAGUGGUGGAGACAUGGGGUCUCAGUGGGCAACGUGUGGAAGAUUUUUCUCUGUAUUGUGGUUCUCUUGGGACUGCCUUUUUGCUUUUCAAGUCUUUUCAGGUGACCCAUAACAAGAUUGAUUUGAACCUGUGUUCUGAGAUUGUCAAGGCAUGUAACGAAGCUUCUUUCCAGUCUAGGGAUGUGACAUUUAUUUGUGGGAGAGCUGGGGUAUGUGCUCUGGGUGCUGUUGUGGCAAAAUACAGGGAUGAUGAUCAGCUUCUUCAAUAUUAUAUUACUCAAUUUAAAGAGAUAAAGCCGUCAAAAGAUCAUCCUGACGAGUUAUUAUAUGGUCGAGUUGGAUACUUAUGGGCUUGUUUAUUUCUCAAUAAGCAUUUAGGCAGGGAGACGGUUCCUUCCUCCUCCAUGGGUUCUGUUGUGAUGGAAAUUCUGAAUAGCGGAAGAAAACUGGGUGGAAAGGGUGGAUGUCCAUUGAUGUUUGAAUGGUAUGGUGAGAAGUAUUGGGGAGCGGCUCAUGGAUUGGCAGGAAUCAUGCAUAUUUUGAUGGAUUUUGAAUUAAGACCAGAUGAACGUGAAGAUGUCAGGGGAACUCUUAAAUACAUGAUCAAGAAUCGAUUUCCUGGUGGGAACUACCCUGCUAGUGAAGAAGAUAGGAAGAGAGACGUUCUUGUCCAUUGGUGUCAUGGAGCUCCUGGGAUUGCCCUCACUCUUGUCAAAGCAGCUGAGGUUUUUGGAGAUAAAGAAUUUCUGGAAGCUGCCAUGAAUGCAGCAGAGGUUGUAUGGAAUCGUGGCCUUCUUAAACGAGUUGGGAUUUGUCAUGGCAUUAGUGGCAAUGCGUAUGUGUUCCUCUCUCUUUAUCGACUGACUGGCAUUGUCGAGUAUCUGUAUAGAGCCAAAGCUUUUGCCUGCUUUUUACUUGAUAGAGCUCACAUGCUUAUGUCGAGUGGUGAAAUGCAUGGAGGAGAUGCUCCAUUUUCACUUUUCGAAGGUGUCGGGGGAAUGGCUUAUCUUUUUCUCGACAUGAUUCAACCCAGUAAUGCUCGAUUCCCAGCUUAUGAACUCUGAUAAUAAUAACUGGGAUCACAGUUGACCAAUGUUGGAAUUCAUCUCGAGUAUAGGGAGAAAGAUACCGAAAUAUGUAGUGUUAAGGAAAUGUAACUGUUAAAGUUACUUUUAGGCACAGUCAAACAAGCUCAUGUCGUUAGUUAACUUUAGUGGUGCUGCUGCUAACCACUUGUCCAAAUAGGCUACCUUCGAGAGAUUCAAUAAUCGCAGUCGUUUGUAACAAGUUGAUUAUCGAUGAUCAACUGGAAUGCUUUUAUCUAUGCAUAGUACAAAAAGUCUCAUAAAAUAGAAAGACGAGUAUGGUG